AUGUCCUUGCCGUUUGACACGGAUGUCUUACUUGGCUUCAAGGACUUACUGAAAGCGCGCCUAUCCUUAAUGUGGACAAAGCAGGAUUUGUUGGUAGUUGUUCCUCAGACGCAGGUCAUAGACUUCUUGAAGUCUCAAGCGGUGGAUGAGGAGCAGCCGGGAAUGAAGAGCCCGCCGGGCAAGCGGGCGAGAGCGCGGCGCACACAAGUUAGAAGCACGCGGCGAAAGCUUGAUGUGCUAAUGCCGCAGAACAUAAAACUCAACACGUUACAUAGCCACCUGGGCUUACGUGCGGUACAUUGGAAUGAGUUUAAGGAGUAG
Molecule: messenger RNA, 321 nt
Organism: Sphaeroforma arctica JP610
Lineage: Eukaryota; Ichthyosporea; Ichthyophonida
Exons: 1
Coding region: 1-321 (106 amino acids)
Source: RefSeq, a predicted model, not a curated record